UAAUCUACCCAUUGACACCAGCGCUAGGCUAGGGAAGGAGGAGCCGCUGUCAUGGGUCACAUGGUAGCAUAGCAGUUUGAGUCGAGAGCUCUAAUCGAAACAGUCAUCCAAUGAAUCUCUCUGGCAGAGGAUAGCUUUCUGCUCCUUGCUAUCGUUUCCUUCAAGAAAAUACAUAUUUUGUAUGCUAUAGAUAUACAUGGGCUUAGGCCUAUCUUUAGCCUACAGAAAAAACAACUUCAGACGGACAGCUUUUUGGAGCGCACUACGGAAAGAAAAAGAUACGGAAUUCCGAACGUUCGAUUCAUUCUGAAGCGAAAAAAUUGGCUACAAUCUUUGGUUUGAUUCUGGGCGUUUAAAAAAAAACGAAUACAUUUGAAUUUAUGUGAUUAGUUUUGACAUAUGGUUGUAGUCAAAUAUCACGGUGCGAAAUCAGUCUUAUUGGCAACAGCUGUUGCGCUAUAGAUGUAAUCUGCGGAACUAGUAGGCCUAAAUGCGUUUGCCGACUAUUUUCUGAACGCUUCAAUUAAUUGAUCAUAGUAUCAACCAGCGACCGAAAAAGUUGCUGAAAACAAGCUAACACGUCAUCAGACUUCAGGUUGCUAGAAGGGGAUUUCAUUCAGAGGACAUGGAAUCUACAAAAGCAGGGGGUGUAAUAGCCUACAUCAGCUCCUCUAGCCCUGAGUCAUGUCAUAGUGACUCAAAUGACUGCAGCUAUAACUCCUCCCACAGCUGUCGCCAGGACAACGUGGUGAACAAGCCCCUAAACAUGGCAGGCCUCACCCUCCCGCUGGCCCACACUAUCGCAAAGACCGGACGCUCGGCCUCCACUGCAAAAUGCGACAUUACUAAAAUCAACGGCCUGAUGCUGCUGUGUAAGGUGUGUGGAGACAUUGCAUCUGGAUUCCACUAUGGGGUUCAUGCCUGUGAGGGCUGCAAGGGUUUCUUCCAGCAGAACAUCCAGCAGAACAUCCAGUAUAAGAAGUGCCUGAAGAACGAGAGCUGUGCCAUCAUGAGGAUCAACAGGAACCGCUGCCAGCAGUGUCGCUUCAAGAAGUGUCUGCUUGUCGGCAUGUCCAAGGACUCUGUGCGUUUCGGCCGCAUCCCAAAGCGUGAGAAGCAGCGCAUGCUGUUAGAGAUGCAGAGUGCCGUGAACAACAUGACGAACAACAGUCAGCUACACAGCCAGGUCCACUGCAACACACCCUUCCCCCUGGCCAAUCCGCUUCAGUCGCCAGCCUGCCCCGUGGAGCCCCGCCCCCAAUAUGUUGAUUCUGGCCUAGGCUCCGUCCCCUCCACCUCUCCCGCCGCUUCCCCCAGGUCCAACCAAUCUGAGGAGACCAGCUCUAACCGCGAGCCUGCGGUCACCAAGAAUAAAAGCCCCAGCCCUAACUCUGUGUCUCCAUCGAGUGCUUCAGACUGCGGGUCAGAGGAGGUGAUUGGCUCGGUGACCCGGGCCCACCAGGAGACCUUAAUUUACAACCAGGAGCAAGGUAGCCCCUCCCCCCAGUCCCAGGCCUACGCCCAGCUGACCUCCCCGGGGGCGGAGCAACAUGUCAGUGACACUGGAAAGAGGCUAGACGAGAGGAACCGGAACCAACAGGAGGACAGGAACCAGCAGAUUAAGAACCAGAACCACCAAAAUAACCUGGCCUCAUUCACAGCCGCUCAGGCCCAUUACCAGGCUCAGGAGAGGCCCACCAACACUGGGCCUCAGGGUACUGACAGCCACCAUCGCCAGGAGGACCACACCACCAGCCUUAGCGAGAACUACUGCCCCUACAGCAGGGACAGACUGCCCACCUGCUCCCCUAGUGGCCACUGCCCAUCCUACGCCCAACAUGGUCUGAGAGGAGGCAACAACAGCACUAGCCAGGCCACCUCCAAUUCCCAUGGAGGAUUCAGUGGACUACUGUGGAACAGGGGCAACAGGAUGCAUCUGCUGUGUCCCAUGAACACGUCUCCCCAUGUGAACCCCCAUAAUUCAGGCCAUGGGAUCUGGGAGGAGUUCAGCCACAGUUUCACCCCAGCUGUCAGGGAGGUGGUGGAAUUUGCCAAGCGGAUCCCAGGCUUCAGAGACUUCUCCCAACAUGACCAGGUCAGCCUGCUCAAGGCUGGUACCUUUGAGGUGCUAGUGGUUCGCUUUGCGUCCCUGUUUGACGUGAAAGACCGCAUAGUGACGUUUCUGGGUGGUAACAAGUACAGCGUGGAGACGUUACAAGCCAUGGGCGCCGGCGACUUCUUGACCUCCAUGAUGGACUUCAGCGACAAGCUGAUGGGGCUCAGCCUCAGCGAGGAGGAAAUGAGCCUGUUCACCGCUGUCGUCCUCAUCUCUGCCGAUCGCUCAGGGAUUGAGAACAUAAACUCUGUGGAGGCUCUUCAGGGGACUCUGAUCCGGCACCUGAGGGGCCUCAUCACUAAGAACCACCCUAACGAGUCGGCCAUAUUCACCAAGCUGCUCCUCAGACUGCCCGACCUCCGCUCCCUCAAUAACAUGCACUCUGAGCAGCUGCUGGCCUUCAAGGUCCAUCCCUAGACCAGAACUAAGGUCAGAACCUGGGGUGUAUUCAUUAGGCACCAAAUGGAAGAACAUUUACUGAAAUGGGGAGGUACUACCUGAACUUGUCCAAUAAGAAAUGCUUGUCGUUGUCGUCGUCCCACCCCCCAUUGCAAAACCUUUUGCUAAGGUGUACCCUAAUGAAUAUGACCAUGGACACUGGGCCUGAGGACCACAAAGCCCAUUUAUCCACCCACCCUGACACACCUCGACCAGCUAUCCCAAUGAACUAUGAACCCUGACCUCCCAAGAGAACCCUCUUAUUCUGCCACUCACUUCACAUGAUCUUUUUCCCUCACAAACAAGUUGAACUAGUGGGCAAAUGUGUCAUGGUUACAGGGGAGGGAGGCUUAAGUCUUAAGUUAUUGUACUGUGAGGCUAAAAGGCCUUUAUUGUUGAAGUAAUAACCAUGAACGUUCAGACGCAAGCAGAAGAUGAAUGUGUAAUGUUUCUUUGUCUUGUUUCUGUGUGUGCAGGACACAUUUGCGACUGUACAACUCUUCUUAGAGAAUAACCUUUUAUUAACAUUGUAAUGUGCAUUUUUGCAUAAUUUGUGCAAUAUGAUAUGUGACUGACUAUUUAGACUUUUUGUUUAGCUUUUCUACAGCAGGCUCCCUAAUCCUGUUCCUGACGAGCUAACCUCCUGUAGGUUUUUAUUGACGCUGGGUCAAUUGUGCACCGCCCUAUGGGACUCCCAAUCUCGGCUGGUUGUGAUAUAGCCUGGAUUCGAUCCAGGGUGUCUGUAGUGACACCUCUAGCACUGAGAUGCAGUGCCUUAGACCGCUGCGCCACUCCAACCCUAUUCCCGGAGAGAUACCCUCCUUUAGGUUUUAACUCCAACCCUGUUCCCGGAGAGAUACCCUCCUUUAGGUUUUAACUCCAACCCUGUUCCCGGAGAGAUACCCUCCUGUAGGUUUUAACUCCAACCCUGUUCCCGGAGAGAUACCCUCCUGUAGGUUUUAACUCCAACCCUGUUCCCGGAGAGAUACUCUCCUGUAGGUUUUCGCUCCAACCCUGUUCCCGGAGAGAUACCCUCCUGUAGGUUUUCGCUCCAACCCUUAUCUAGCACACUUGAUUCUAACAAUUAGCUGGUUGAUAAACUGAAUCAGGUUAGGUCCAACUGGGGUUGGUGUUAGAACCUACAGGAAGCUAGUUCUCCAAGAACAGGAUUAGAGAGCCCCGUUCUACACCUUGGGUGUAUGUAUGUGGUUUAUUUAGGCAGACGAAUCCAAAAGGAUGUUGUGCUUACUGCCUAAAGAGAGGGUGAUUCUAAAGGGGGUUAGGGCUAGUUAAACUCAACCCUUCUAGUUCAAAGUAAACUGACAAUGACAAUGAAUGACCACAGAGAAGUGUUAAGUCUCCUUUCUAAACUGUGUUGAGACAAGGGGAAUGUGGUAAAAGCAUAGGUAGACCUAUGUAAUCAGGGUAAACACUGCUACUUCACAUCUGUCUUGGUGUGGCCUUAGCUAGUCACCUGAGGAAGAGCCUUGAAUGUCUUUAUUUGUUGUUGAGAGGAAUCUCUUAUUUCAAGCUUAGUUUGAGUUGAUGGUGCAGCAGUUGUAUGUGUGUAUAUCACAGACAGUUGGUGGCACCUUAAUUGGGGAGGAUGGCCAUGUGUUUGAUGCCAUUCCAUUCGCUCCCGUUCCGGACAUUAUUGUGAACUGUCCUCCCCUCAGCAACAUCCUUUGGUGUAUAUGUUUUACACGCUAUCAUUUUCCAGAGGGGGUUAUGUUGUAAAUCAUGAAAUGUUCUUGUAGGUAAUGAUGUUGGGCUAUGAACUAACUGAAGUCCAUCAUUGACAGACGUGUUCCCGUCACUUAAUCAUAGUGUAUUGUGAUAGACCUCCCAUUUGAAGAAUAGGGGAGCAAACAGACAGGAAGUCAAAUACAUGGAGGUUAUUCGAACUGCCAAAGGUUAACGUUGCUAACCAGUAUAACCUAUCAACACAUCUCCACUUGGAGACAUUUGAGUUAUUUCCAUGUCAAAAGGAGACAUUUUUUAUUUUACACUUGUUAUACCCAUAGCAUAUUUUACACUUGUUAUACCCAUUUCAUAUUUUACACUUGUUAUACCCAUUUCAUAUUUUUCAUUUUGGUGCAAAUUGUUAAAUCAAAACAUGCAGUUUGAUUUUACAGGUGAAAACUGUACUUUGAUUGCUAAUUAUGCAUUUAAUUUGUUUACUGUAAAAAUGUUGUUUUGUGCGCACAUACUUGAUAUCGUGUCUUCGAAGCCCAUUCAGGCUGGGCACCAACUGGUGUACGACUGAUUUGUUUUUCUUUCUAUCAUUACACAUAAACACAUGGAGGCUAUGCAGACUUGUGUCAUGUUGCUGUAGGGUCGGUGGUUGUGAGAAGGGAGAGAAACAUUGUAGGAAUGUUUUUGUCAUUCAGUUGGACUCUUAUACAUACCACUGUCUGAAAUGUUUCAACAGAGGACCACAACUUGAAUAGAUUGAUGCUUUUGUCCUCUACAAUACUUUUUCAAAUCUGUACACACAGACUACAGAUAUAGCCAUGACGUAAUGUACAUAGGUGGAUUCUACUCAAAUACAGUAUGAUUGUAAAUAACAGCAAGAGUCUGCACGGCCUGUAAUCAAUUGACUUGCAGGAAUUCCCGUUAUUAGGUUGAUUGAUUUCAGACCGCUAAUUUCUCUUCUACCAACUCGCCUGCUCUUCAUCUUCAGUGCUUCUGUUCUGUCAAUCAUGUGUGCAUCAUUUCAUCGCUGACCUGCCCUGUGGUCUGUCAGUCUGUUUUCUCCUCUCUGAAAGCAUUGCUAUAUGUAUGUAUGUAUGUGUUGUCAUUCCUUUGCAGUGGAUUUUUCUCCACAGUCCAAGAAUGAUCAGGAAACUUUAAGAAGCAAUAACAGACAACAUUUACUCAGGUUGAAUCUCAAUGCUAUUUAGAAAUCAACUUGACAAGCGUGAGUCCUUCACAGAUCCAGUUCUGUUGACUUUCACUUGAGCUUGAUUCUUAGAAGUUCUAUUCAGGACACACACUCAACCAUUAUUUAAUUGAAAAAUAGUUUUGGGUUUGUUCAACUUUCAGCAGGGAGAGAAAGACAUUACUGGAAACAUUAGAUACUGUCGGAAGUUUAUGUACACUUAUGUUGGAGUCAUUAAAACUAGUUUUUCAACCAC
Molecule: messenger RNA, 5691 nt
Organism: Oncorhynchus nerka (sockeye salmon)
Lineage: Eukaryota; Metazoa; Chordata; Actinopteri; Salmoniformes; Salmonidae
Product: nuclear receptor subfamily 1 group D member 2-like
Exons: 8
Coding region: 626-2533 (635 amino acids)
Biological process (GO): cell differentiation; hormone-mediated signaling pathway; negative regulation of transcription by RNA polymerase II
Molecular function (GO): nuclear receptor activity; zinc ion binding; RNA polymerase II cis-regulatory region sequence-specific DNA binding
Source: RefSeq, a predicted model, not a curated record